This is a messenger RNA of Oncorhynchus kisutch (coho salmon), 3557 nucleotides long. Its product is annotated as exocyst complex component 4-like. Bases 42 to 1778 code for a protein of 578 amino acids. Gene Ontology annotation, cellular component: exocyst; synapse; growth cone membrane. Lineage: Eukaryota; Metazoa; Chordata; Actinopteri; Salmoniformes; Salmonidae. Gene Ontology annotation, biological process: exocytosis; Golgi to plasma membrane transport; chemical synaptic transmission. The transcript has 11 exons. The record is from RefSeq and is a predicted model, not a curated record.
UGCUAAAUGACCAAAAUGUCACUGUUCUGUAGGUUCUGUUGAUGGACUACCUGGAUGUGAAGAACACUAAAAGUGCUGCCGAGCCCUCUGCCCAGCUCACCUACGCCAGCACCGGCAGCGAGUUCGCAGCCUUCUUCGCCAAGAAGAAACCCCAACGUGCCAAGCAGUCCCUCUUCAAGUUUGAGUCGUCGUCUCACGCCAUCAGCAUGAGUGCCUACCUGAGGGAACAGCGGAGAGAGCUGUACAGCAAGAGUGGAGAACUACAAGGUGGUGCAGAUGAUAACCUGAUCGAAGGAGGAGAGAUGAAGUUUGUCUGUAAACCUGGAGCCAGAAACAUCACAGUGAUCUUCCAGCCUCUCCUCAGGUUCAUCAAUGAGACAGAGCAGAACAUGGGUUCACCGGGGCAGGCCAAGCAGUGCCAGCUCCGGACCUUCCUGACCUACUACAUCAACGACCUGUUCCUGCACCAGGUCAGAACAGAGAUCAACAAGGAGAUCCGGGCCGUCAGCAAGACAGCAGACCCACUGAAAGUCCUGGCUAGUGCCGAUACUAUGAAGGUCCUGGCGGUGCAGAGGCCCCUGCUGCAGAGCACAGUAGUCGUGGAGAAGUCCAUCCAGGACCUGAUGACUCUGAUGCAGGACCUGAGUGCCUACUCCAACCAGUUCCUGGAGAUGGUCUGUGACAAGCUGAAGGAGUACAAGGAGGUCUGCAACACCUCGUACAGGGGCAUAGUCCAGUGUGAGGAGAAGCUGACCAUCAGUGCGUCGUGGUCUAAGGAUGAGGACAUCAGCCGACUGCUCCAGUCUCUCCCCAACUGGGCUAACAUGGCCCAGCCCAGACAGCUCCGACAGAAGAGAGAGGAUGAGGAGGACUUUACCAGGGCGGCGUUUGCCAAGGAAUCAGAGGUGCUGACGGGUAACCUGGGUGACAAGCUGAUCCCGCAGAACGAGAUCCUGCGUGACGUGAGCGACCUGAAGGCCCUGGCCAACCUGCAGGAGAGCAUGGAGUGGCUGGCCUCCAGACUCAAAGGCUUCUUCAUCAACCUGCCCCACGCUGCCAAUGGAUCUCCAGGCUCGGACUCCCAGGUGACCAAUGAGAGCGUCCGCAGCAGGGACCAGAUCCUCCAGACUCUGACUGACCUGUCCAGGGCCUUCCAGGACAUCGCUGACCGCUGUCUGCUGGUCCUCCACCUGGAGGUCAGAGUGCAUUGUUUCCACUACCUGAUUCCCCUGGCCAAGCAGGGGAACUAUGCCAUAGUGGCCAACGUGGAGAGCAUGGACUACGACCCCUUGGUGGUCAAACUCAACAAGGACAUCAGCGCCAUCGAGGAGGUGAUGGGCGCCGCGCUGCAGCAGCACAAGUUCCAGUACAUCUUUGAAGGUCUUGGCCACCUGAUCUCCUGUAUUCUGAUCAAUGGAGCCCAGUACUUUAAGAGGAUCAGUGAGUCUGGCAUCAAGAAGAUGUGUAGGAACAUCUUUGUCCUGCAGCAGAACCUCACCAACAUCACCAUGUCUAGAGAGGCCGACCUGGACUUCGCUAGGCAGUACUAUGAGAUGCUGUACAACGCUGCAGAUGAGCUGCUCAACCUGGUGGUGGACCAGGGCGUUCGCUACACCGAGCUGGAGUACAUCCACGCCCUCAGCCUGCUGCAGAGGAGCCAGACGGGCGUGGGAGACCUGAGCACGCAGAACGUCCGGCUGCAGCGCCUCAAGGAGAUCAUCUGCGAGCAGGCAGCCUUCAAGCAGGCCACCAAGGACAAGAAGAUCACUACUGUUUGAGAGGGGGGACAUUGGGAGGCUGUCGUUGGCAAUGGUCUGUUUGUAUUACUGUCCAGUGUUUCUCAACCUCCUGUCUGGAUAAAGGGUUUAGAUUAAAGCUAGUAUUUGUAUUAGCACCUCCACAGGGACUGGUGUUGAACUGGGUUUGUAAAAGUCCUAACUGAGUCUUCAUUAGAUACCAUGGCAGACCGUAAAUAACCAUGUAAUAUGUUUUGGGGGUUGAGAUAAUGCUGGUAGGCUGUACAUUAACUAGUUACUGAUUUAAGGGUUGAACUUAGUUACCAAUAUGUAUCUGUUGUUGUCGGCAAGUACCAAUAUGUAUCUGUUUAUUCACGGGCAAGAAUGCAGCCAGUUCCUCAAGAAAUCACACACACACACACACUCUCCAACUUUAAAAAAUGACUCCCUUCAAUCAUCCCAUAUGUGGUCGGCCCUAGUCUCACCUGUGGAGAAUGGGGGAAUUUUCUGAGAGUCUGGCUUUGGGGCCUUUCUCAUCUCAUUGUCUCAUUACAUCUAACUGCUGCUCUCAAUUACAGCUCUACCUCCAGCUCUCCCUCGUGGGCCCACUGACUGUGUCUGCAAUACCAGAUGCCAGAUUAGACUGUCUAGAUUAUCACUUCUCUCCCCCUGCUUGUGGCCAUUUUGUGGCCAUUCUUCUUCCCCAAGGACAAAGAAAGGAAUUGGUUCCCCACCUCAGCUGUGGUUCACUCUAUUUUUCUCUCACUUUUAGAGUAAUGUAGAUUGGAUAUAAUGUAGCUAUAGCCGAUUCUGAUUAUAGUCUUUGCCACUGUCCUGAAAUGCAUUGACUGUGCUGCAGCGUUGAGGUGUACAUGUGUGCUAGGGGAUGAGGGCCAAUAUAUCCAGUACAAUUUAAGUGUGUAUUUUGUCCCAACACUCAAGGUCUUGAACUUAAUAGGGAUGUAAUUGCAAAUCACUACUCCCCUUCCUACCACUACAACUGUUAACUUCUGCUAGAACUAUUCUAAAGUGAAUACACUUGCAAGGAGUCACAAAUCAUUCCUUCCCCUGCAUCCCCUCAGUAUAUUUAGUUAAUUAACUCAGAGGAAAAGUACUUAACAAGAGCGGGGGAGGGAGGAAAGAGAACAGGGGAGAGUUGUGGCAGUGCUGCUCACCAGAACCCAGCGGAACCAUCCAUCAUAAUGACAUGUAGGCUGGGAUCAAUAUGAGCCUUGUGGUUGCCGGAGGGAUUGCUUCGUGCCAUAGGAACAGCAUUUGUUUUACUCAGCACACUCAAGACGUACACGUACACACACACACAAUAAACACAUACUAUAUUACACACACACUAUGGAGGUCUCUGGCUUGCAGUACUCUGCACAACUGAUGAGUUUUUUUCUGCUGAUUUGGGAACAAGGGAACACUCCAUCUGGAUUUAAAUGAUCCGGUAUAUCGGACCCCUAUACCCACAUUUGAAAUAAUGGGGCAACUCAUUGUAAAGAUCUACAAAUACAUUUCACUUCUUCUUUACGCUUUGCUUUAUUUGUUUGUUUACUAAGACAUGUCGUUUGGCACAUCUACAGUGUGUAAUAGGAGAGUGGUUUCAUGUCUGAUGAGUUUUUUCACAAACAUCUGAUAAGAAUGGAGGUUAAUGAGUCCCGGUGUGAUUUAAGGAUGUAUUUGAUCCUUUCUCCAGUGUCUGUUAAAAGUCCCUUUCAGACCAACGCUUUGACUAUCAAGCCUUCACUCAAUUAAAGAAAGAUGACCUGCCAUUGUGUACACUGAUCUUGCUGAAAUAAAACCUCAAAAUUCCCCUGUGUA